Messenger RNA from Rosa chinensis, 1148 nucleotides. RefSeq lists its product as uncharacterized. The coding region runs from base 311 to 907 and encodes 198 amino acids. Lineage: Eukaryota; Viridiplantae; Streptophyta; Magnoliopsida; Rosales; Rosaceae. The record is from RefSeq and is a predicted model, not a curated record. The transcript has 6 exons.
AUUAGAGAACACAGGGCAACAACAUAAGCAAAAUUAUUAGUACCAUGUUUAGGGUGAAUGGAUGUAAAAAAUAAGAGAGCGAGACUGAGAGACUCUAUGAGGUUUCAGUGAAGAUAACAAAGAAACAAAGCGCCGAUUUCUUUUUUUGAUUUCUUGGCCUCUCAAAAGAUUACACCCAUCACUCUUUUUUUUUUUUUUUUCCUUUCAAAUUUCUUAGUCUUCACCACAGAUUUUGAGGCUGCUCCUUUCUGAUAUGGUAAUCUGAGAGGAAAUCCAUUGAUUUCACAGUUAUCUCCUCAGAUCUUGAGGGAUGGAAAAGCAAGGGAAUAGCAGUAAAAGUAGAGAGUCAGAGUUUGUGCUGCAAUGGGGGAACAAGAAGAGGCUUAGAUGUCAGAAGGUGAAGGUCAAGAAAGAACGAAGCUUUGACAGCAACCCCAAAUCCAGGAAAAUCAAAGACUCUCCCUCUCCGCUACCACAGCGCAUCAACAACAGGAGCUCAGCGUCUCCAAUGAAUAGUAGAAAGUUAUUUAUCACAUCGCCGGAGAAGGAAGAUCGGUAUUACACAACUAGGGGUUCCUUAGGUUUAGAUGAUAAUGGUAAGAUGUUAGGAUUAGAUCAUCAUGGUCAUGCAGUGGAGGAUAAAGGAAGCAAUGUUUGGCCAAAAUUGUUCCUAUCAUUGUCUAGUAAAGAAAAGGAAGAGGAUUUCAUGGCAAUGAAAGGGUGUAAGUUACCUCAAAGGCCCAAGAAAAGAGGAAAGUUGCUUCAAAAAAGCCUACAUUUGGUAAUGCCAGGUGUAUGGUUAUCAGAUUUGUGCCGAGAGAGGUAUGAAGUGAGGGAGAAGAAGACUUCAAAAAAGAGAGCCAGGGGAUUGAAGGCUAUGGGAAGUUUGGAUAGUGAUUCAGAUUGAGAGAUGGACAAAUUGCAAUAGAGGAUACAGCUUUUUGAGAUUAGUUUUUUUUUUUUUGAUUGAGAUUAGUUAGGACUGUUAGCCAGUAGGCAACCAAGGGACACUGAUCAAAGCCGGCAAAAAUACAAUGAAACAAAUGGUGUGAUCUAAUCUUCCCUUGGUUGUCUAGAAAUUUCUCUGGCAUUUUUUACGUUGGACAAUAAAUUUCAGUAUCUAUCUCGGUUCCUUUUGUUUGAUCAAA